This is a messenger RNA of Mitosporidium daphniae, 669 nucleotides long. RefSeq lists its product as uncharacterized. The record is from RefSeq and is a predicted model, not a curated record. The coding region runs from base 1 to 669 and encodes 222 amino acids. The transcript has a single exon. Lineage: Eukaryota; Fungi; Microsporidia.
AUGCCUCUUACCACUGCGGAGAUGAAUUCUAAUGAACACUGGUACAACUCAUCGUCAACGUCUUUCUUUAUUAUACCUGGAGGACGCGAUCAACCAUUCGUGCAGGAUUUUAGCGGUCGAAAUCUUGAUAACCUCAAAAAAUAUCUUACGACUGGUGGAAUUUAUAUUGGGAUAUGCGCAGGCGCAUAUGUGGCCUCAUCUUUUAUUCGUUUUGAAGAGGGAAAUAGCCCAUACGAAGUUAUCGGUCCAAGAUGGAAUUUGGUACCAUGUGUCGCUGUUGGAUCUCUGUUUCCAGGCACAUUUCAUUACAAUUAUCCUAUGGUUGGUGAUGAAAUAUCGGCAGAGCGCUCCGAACAGCAAGUAAAGGUUCCUACCGCAAUUAGGUUGGAUCAUGAAAUGCCGUCUCUUUAUUGCACGGAUACUGUUAGCAUUUGGUCGGAUUUGGGAUUCUUAGCCCAUUAUAAUGGUGGGCCUCAUUUCCAGGAUAUUCGUUUCCCCUGCCAUAUACACGCUUGGUACGACAUGGCUGGCGAGAUGCUGCCUGCUGUUGUCUCUUCAACAUAUGGCCAAGGAUCGGUUUUUCUUUUUGGAUUUCAUAUUGAGAACAGAGCACCAAUCUCAGACUUGAAUUUAAGGGUGGCUUUUUGCCGCUCCAUGCUGCUCAAAUGA